This is a messenger RNA of Etheostoma spectabile (orangethroat darter), 6228 nucleotides long. It is a transcript of the gene arnt2, whose product is annotated as aryl-hydrocarbon receptor nuclear translocator 2. Gene Ontology annotation, biological process: regulation of DNA-templated transcription. Gene Ontology annotation, cellular component: nucleus; cytoplasm; transcription regulator complex. Gene Ontology annotation, molecular function: protein dimerization activity; DNA-binding transcription factor activity. Lineage: Eukaryota; Metazoa; Chordata; Actinopteri; Perciformes; Percidae. The coding region runs from base 339 to 2489 and encodes 716 amino acids. The transcript is spliced from 19 exons. The record is from RefSeq and is a predicted model, not a curated record.
AUUCAUCACUGCAGCAGUCACACUGUAUAACAUUAAUGUAUUCAAGUAACCCUAAAAUCUCGCGGUGCUACCAUUCAGACAUCUUGCAUUUCACUAAAUCUGGUCUUGGAGAACAUUUUCAUUAAAAAAACUACACACUAUAUAUAUGCCGCACAGAAACAGGCUGUUUUAGUCGUUAGAGCGAGGAUUAGUUUUUCUCCGGAUGUGAGGCGGUUAGACCGAGCCUCGCGUGCCAAUCCAACGGAGUUUAGACGGUCUCUCACGGGGGCUCUCUAGCCGUAUUGUGCGUCAUCUCCAUCGCUCGCUGCCGUUUUGUAAUUUUUCUCCAUUGAGGAAACAUGGCAACUCCCGCCGCUGUCAACCCGUCCGAGAUGGGCAGUGAGUUGCCAGGGACAGUAGCCAUGCCUGGGGCUGUUGGAGCCAGUCAGGUGAGGAUGGGUGGAGCUGUGCCAGGCCGCGGGGGCAAGAGAAGAUCCGGAGGAAUGGACUUUGACGACGAAGACGGAGAGGGACCUAGCAAAUUUUCAAGAGAGAACCACAGUGAGAUUGAGCGACGCCGGCGCAACAAAAUGACCCAGUACAUCACCGAGCUGUCGGACAUGGUCCCUACCUGCAGCGCGCUGGCCCGGAAACCGGAUAAGCUCACCAUCCUGCGUAUGGCUGUCUCCCAUAUGAAAUCCAUGAGGGGCACCGGCAACACGUCCACCGAUGGCGCCUACAAGCCCUCCUUUCUCACUGAACAGGAACUGAAGCAUCUGAUCCUGGAGGCGGCGGACGGCUUCCUGUUUGUGGUUGCUGCAGAGACGGGACGGGUGAUCUACGUGUCGGACUCGGUGACGCCGGUGCUGAACCAUCCCCAGUCGGAGUGGUUUGGCAGCACUCUGUACGAACAGGUCCACCCCGACGAUGUGGACAAGCUGAGGGAACAGCUCAGUACUUCAGAAAACUCCAUGACAGGACGGAUUCUGGACCUGAAGACAGGAACAGUGAAGAAGGAGGGACAGCAGUCCUCCAUGAGGAUGUGCAUGGGCUCCCGGCGCUCCUUCAUCUGCCGCAUGAGGUGCGGUAGUGCUCCUCUGGAUCACAUUUCCCUAAACCGUCUAUCUAACAUGAGGAAGAGAUACAGGAAUGGUCUUGGACCCUCAAAAGAAGGAGAUGCUCAAUACUCUGUGGUGCAUUGCACUGGCUACAUCAAAGCAUGGCCUCCUGCAGGUAUGACUAUACCUGAAGAAGACACAGAGGCAGGUCAGACUGGAAAAUACUGUCUGGUUGCCAUCGGAAGACUGCAGGUGACCAGCUCUCCAGUCUCUAUGGACAUGAAUGGCCUGUCCGUACCUACAGAGUUCCUGUCACGUCACAACUCGGAUGGUGUCAUCACUUUCGUCGACCCGCGCUGCAUCAACGUCAUUGGUUACCAGCCUCAGGACUUGCUGGGGAAAGAUAUCCUGGAGUUCUGCCAUCCCGAGGACCAGAGUCACCUGAGGGAAAGUUUCCAACAGGUGGUGAAGUUGAAGGGUCAGGUUCUGUCUGUGAUGUACCGUUUCCGCAUGAAGAACAGGGAAUGGAUGCUCAUCCGAACCAGCAGCUUCACCUUCCAGAACCCAUACUCUGAUGAGAUAGAAUAUAUCAUCUGCACCAACACCAACGUCAAGCAGCUACAGCAGCAGCAGCAGGCCGAGCUAGAGGUUCACCAGAGGGAUGGACUGACUGCAUAUGAUCUUUCCCAGGUGCCUGUGGCUAGCGUCAGCAGUGGAGUCCAUGAGGCUGGGAAGAACAUCGACAAGACAGAAAUCCUGUUCUCCCAGGAGAGAGACCCACGCUUUGCUGAGAUGUACACUGGCAUCUCUGGCUCGGGAGAUAAGAAGAUGAUGGUUCCCUCCUCCACAGCUGGAGGCCAACAGCUCUACUCGCAGAGCUCUCCCUUCCAGCAGGGACACUCCGGCAAAAGCUUCAGUUCCUCUGUGAUCCAUGUCCCCGGUGUGAACGACAUUCAGCCAUCAGGGUCAUCCAAUCAGAAUCUAGCUCAGAUCUCCAGACAGCUCAAUCCCGGCCAGGUGGCAUGGUCAGGCAACCGACCCCCCUUCUCUGGACAGCCCAGUAAAACCCAGUCCAGUCCCUUUGGUAUUGGUUCUGGCCACAGCUACCAGACGGACCCGGCCUCCUACAGUCCCCUGUCAUCCCCGGCCACUUCCUCCCCCAGUGGCAACGCCUACUCAGGACUGACAAACCGCAGCACAGCUUUUGAUGUGUCGGGGGAGAGCAGUCAGAGUGGAGCCCAGUUCCAGGGGCGUCCCAGUGAGGUCUGGUCCCAGUGGCAGAACCAGCAUCACUCACAGCAGGCCGGUGAACAGCACACACACCCCAACCCCAGCCAGACAGAGGUCUUCCAGGACAUGUUACCGAUGGCUGGCGAUCCCACCCAGGGAACAGCCAACUACAACAUUGAGGACUUUGCUGACCUCGGCAUGUUCCCACCCUUCUCUGAGUAAAGAAAAAAACCUUUCCUCCAUGACUCUCCCUCUCAGAACUGGACCGAUGUUUGCAUUCAUCUGUCAUGUUGUUUCAUUUUUCUAAUAUUGCUGGAUCGCCAACACACAGCUGAUGUGCAGCACGCUGAAUGUCCGUCUACAUGUGUCAUACACAACACACAGUUCACUUACCGGUUGGGCUCCGCGGCCUGCAGUAUUUAUCUGUGAACUUACACAUACCUCAUCUUUGUAAAGAGGAACCUUGCUGACAGAUGGAAGGUACACCACUCAACCUGUAUCAGCUCUCUGACUGACUCACAAUGUUACACACAUUGUCUCAAGCUCUUAGAACAAACGAGGCGGUCUGGGACAUUCAGGUUUUUGAAACUGUUCCCAGCAUUCAGCGCCAGCAUGACCAGAGGAGGGCAGACAGGUGAUUUUAGCUCUUUUGACUCUGAUGAAACACUAGUCCUCUAAUGAAGUUUGUUGCCUCAGGGUUGUGUGCUCCAGAAUACUUUGGACUAAAUCUUUGAAGUCUGUCCUGACCAGACUGCCGUUCCCUGAGAGCAGCGGACAGGUCUGCAAUUCCCUGUGUGUUAAACCUCUUCCUUCAUGUGAUUAUAGCUGUAUUUGUCAGAGACUAGUAUCAGUAUUAUUAUUAAAGAUUUUACACUUUUUCUCUUUAAAAAUUUUCACAUGGUAGAGCUAUGGCGAUAUGGAAAAAAUCCGAUAUCACAAUAUUUUUUAACAAAUACCUCAAGGUCAAAAUUGCGGCGAUAUUGUAGGGUUGACCAUUGGUCACUGUUUAGCUAUUGGAAAAUAACAUCACUUUACUGUAAUGCCGCCUUUAAAACCAGGAAAAGACAACAGUCAUGUCAGAUCACGAUGUUAUAAUAUCCAAAAUCUAAGACGAAAUCUAGUCUCAUAUAUCGAUGCUGAUAUAAUAUCGGCACCGUUUUUGUCAGCAGAUUAGCUUAGUUGGCUAAUGGAACCAACAGGGUAUCUCAUAAAUUACCCCACUUAUAAUGCCAGAAAUGAUACCAAACUUUUAAAGUAGUACAAAUAAGUUAUGCACUUAUAAAAACAAUGGAUUGGGAAGUUUGUAAGUACACCAGGAGUUUAUUUAAUAACACUGGCCUGUUGGCUUCUGCUCUCAGCUGCUACUGCUAUGGGCUAUAGCAGCAGAAAAGAGAUACAACAAAAAUAUUUAUUAAUUCAACGAUUAAAUAAGGUGGUGUCUCCAAACUUAACCCCAAUUAUAACUUGUCUCCUGCUAGUUGUACUACAGCACUUAAUUAAAAAAAAAAAAAAUCAAAUUAAUCAAUCAUGACCUCAAAGUAUUCAGUUAGCAACCUGCGGUAAAAUGUCUGUAAACUGUGCGGAACAUUGUUAGUGUACAGAACACCGUUUGUCCACGUUCAGACACAGAUAGAGAAGUGGAGAUGCUGCCACGUUUUUAAUAAUUUAGUAAUAAUUUAAUACCGGUUUACGGUAGGCCCACCCAUUAUGAUUGAGCACACAGAAAUGUGCACAGAAGAUAUUAGGCUGAUGGGUCUAGUAGUAGGCUAUGAGAGAUUAGCUGUGGACAGGCAGUUGAAUGACUUAAUUAAAAAAAGAAUGCGUUAGACUACUAGUUACUGCCUAGCUGCUGUAACGUGUAUGUCUCCACACUAAUCAGUCAUUCUGCUGUCAACAAAGGGACAUACUCUGUCAUAGGUUUAUGGUUGCUGCGGUGAUCCCAGCAUGAGGUGCGCGAGCCGUAAAAAGACGUCACCGCGGCUGUUUCCAGCGCGAAGGCGCCGCAAGUUGUUGCAGCGUGUAGGCUACAGGGUGACUGCUCCUCAACUGCUGCAGAACAUUAACAGUUAUUGCAGCCCAUGUCACCUGUGACAUAGGUAAUAUUAGCCCCUCUGACACGAAGUAGCACCUUAAGGUGCUAGCCCAGAGAGUCUCUGCUACAGCCGGUCUGUUCCGGAUGGAGUUGUUUCAUGCAGGCCUUUUGGAUAGGAUUAUUGAAGCUAAUGUUGGACAACUGAAACACGCUGCAGUAAAUUUGACCUAAAUUGUAAUUUAUUGAUUUUACAGUAAUACGUUAUUAUAUCAUUUAUCAUUUCACUCUAAGUGAUGGUGUUGGGGUAGAGCUGACGGUAAGUUCUGCUGCACGAUAUCUUCACAUUUGAUUUAACUGUAAAAAGUUACACCAUGGUAAUAAAUCAUGACUUAUCUGUGGAGGAAUUCAGACCUGUCCUACUCCAGAAAGGUUGGCCAAAGGUUUUAGAGUUCUGAUUGUGACUGGGUGGAGAAAUAAAGAUUGCAAAACAUUGGCUUACUCUAUGAACAUUAAAAACUGAAAUAGAUUUUUUUUUUGAAAGAUGUAAAGAACAGGUCUGACACCAUGCCCAUAGAGCGUGUGAGAGUGAGCAGAACAUGACAAACGCUGCUGUAGAUCUCAUCACAGUCUCAACAUCCCACACAGCAACGGUUUCUGUAAAUAUGCGUUGCUUUACUUCCUAGCAUGAUUAUAUUGCAGUGUGAGCACAGCCAACAACGUGGCAAUAACCCGUACCGGCUCAUACAUUUCACCUGCUGUCAGUAGCCAGCUACGCUGACAAUGGUGUUGCCACAGCAACCCAUGCAGAUAGGUUGGUGAUGUCUGGACACACAAAUGAUGAUCUGAUCACUUGUAAAUAACAGAGCAGGCAGUCAGUCUCGGAUUAUGGAAACAAAUGGGAUUUUCCUGCAGUCUGAAUGUAGCCAUGGUGACAUAAAUUCAGGAAUAAGUGACUUCAGCUGUCAGUCCAGACAGGAUGUCACUCACUUACUUACAGCACAGCAAGACCAACAAAGUUAACAAAAUAAAUAAAUAAUAGUAGGACCAAUACUUGAUUGAUGGCCUCCUCUGGUUGUACCUGCAGUGACUGUAGAGAGCAGUGUUGAUGUUCAUGCCAGUCCCAACACUACUUGCCUCUUGCACACCACCGCUGCCAAACCGCCACAGGAGAGCUGUCCGUCUCCGCCUGCUGCCGUUCCUCUCUCUCUCUCUCUCUCUCUCUCUCUCUCUCUCUCGCCCUCUCUCUCUCUCUCUGUCAUCACCCUUACUGUGUAAACUUUAUGUAGUGAUGUCCACACCUCUAGAGACAAAACCUGAUGCAAGUGUAGAAGCAUUCUAUGUAUAAAUUCAAAAUAGAAAAUAAUACAAAAAAAUGAAAAACCUCAUUGCAGACAGUGACUAAGCUAAGGCUUAAAGUGCACUUCAUGAGGCUAACUGCUAAUCUCAUCAGCCUGCUUUAAAAAGGGAAAAACCGCCAUACCGUUCAAGCAAAGCGCAGUAUUUACUAGUGUAUUGGUGUUCUUCAGCUCUGGCUACUUGACUUUAUUACUUUAUAACCUUUUGAACUAUUAAGAGACUGAAUAAUACUUUCUAGUGGGGGAGCUUUUACAUGAUAGAUUGUAUAACGUCUCUGACAGACGUAUGGGAGAACAGACAUCAGAGUCCUUUUGCUAAAGAUCUCAAAUGGAUGUUUUUUUUGUAAAUAAUGUGAUCUCUAUGUUGACUCGUGUUACUUUCACACAGUACAUGUUUUUUGUGUAGGUUUUAACGAUAUUGUGUGCAAUGUGAGUACAUAUUUAACUAUUGGUAUUUAGUUAGUCUAUUAAUUGUACAUUGAGUUCUAGACCUGUAUAAAUUGUGUAAAUGUGACCCAUUAUUUUUGUGUAACAAAUUGUGCUUGUGACAAUAAAUUCUUAUUGGUUACGUGGC